Seminavis robusta is the source of this 651-nucleotide messenger RNA. Lineage: Eukaryota; Bacillariophyta; Bacillariophyceae; Naviculales; Naviculaceae. The record is from the annotation of a GenBank genome assembly.
AUGUUGGCACUGAAGAAGAAGCGAGAGGCAGCAGCAGCUGCAGAAGCCGCGGCAGCAGCAGAAGAAGCAGCACGGCCAAAGCAAGAGCCAUCAGCUGAUGGUGGCGCUCAGAAGGUGUCUCUGUUUGGCAUCGGCGGUGAAAAAAAGACGAAGAAUGGAGACGGGAAGACGGGAAAGAAGCGAUCUCCAGGAGAGAUCCGUAUCCAAAAAGACAUUGCCGAGUUGGAUGGAGGCAAGGUGGCAAACAUCACAUUCCCCAAUCCAAACGACUUGACGAGCUUUGAAGUCUCCAUCAGCCCUGACACUGGAUACUGGACGGGGGCCACCUAUCACUUCACUUUCACAAUCCCACCUCAUUACCCUCACACACCACCCAAGGUGGAAUGCACCACGAAAAUUUACCACCCCAACAUUGAUUUGCAGGGCAAAGUGUGUCUAAAUAUUCUUCGUGAAGAUUGGAAACCCGUACUCGACAUCAAUGCUGUGAUUUACGGUCUCAUUUACCUCUUUUACGAGCCCAACCCCGAUGAUCCUCUCAACCACGAGGCUGCAGAAUUGUUUCGAAAGGAUGUCCGCCAAUUCGAGCGGUUGGUCACGCGCACUCUUCGGGGAGGCAUAUUGGAUGGAGUGCAGUUUGAACGGCUUGUAUAG